Messenger RNA from Prorocentrum cordatum, 318 nucleotides. NCBI's taxonomy places the organism in Eukaryota, Dinophyceae, Prorocentrales, Prorocentraceae. The record is from the annotation of a GenBank genome assembly.
AUGAAAGCCGAUGAGACACGACGAGGGACAAGGGGACGAAGAGCGACGGGAGAGGAGUCCGUGCAACGCCAGCGUCAGCCACAACAGCGUGGCAUUGGUGGCGUCCCAGGCGGCUGUACGGGUCGGCUAGAGGAGGAGGAGGAGGAGGAGGAGGAGGAGGAGGAGGAGCACAAGCAGGCUGGGGGGGGAGGGGGAGACGACCGCGCGAGAUGCGCAGGGCCGCAGCUCCACGGGAGGGUCCGAGAGAGCCGUGCCGCCACGAGCCAAAGCUCCACCGCAUCGGCGGGCACCACCCGGAAGGUUGGGGGCAGCAUUUAA